CGUCAGCACGUUACUGACAGUAUGGCAGCCCCCGUGAAUAGUGUGGGUAAACCCUCAGCCGAACGUCCACCGUUCAAUAGUACGAGUUUUCAGAAGAAAACAAGGAGCAAGUUAAUAUCCAUACCUGGUACUAGACCUUCGGUUCAAAAUGGACAGCUCCUAGUCUCCACCGGUGUCACGUCACUCGACUAUUUGCUCGGUGGUGGAUUAGCAGUUGGAACAGUGCUUCUCAUAGAGGAGGACCGAUUUGAUGGCUACUCUCGCAUGAUCCUCAAGUACUUCCUGGCAGAAGGAGUGGUGUGUCGGCAUGAACUUUUUGUUGCAUCAGCUCAAGAUAACCCUGAUGACAUCUUACAGGAACUCCCUGCUCCCAUCUUGGACGAUGUGGCCAUUCACAAGCCUGUGGAACAGCCCAGGCUGUCUUGUGAACCCCAGGACAAUUUGGAUGCUAUGAAGAUUGCCUGGCGCUAUCAGAAUCUACCUAAAGUACAGAGUGCCCUGGCCUCUUCUUCCCGAUUUGGGCAUUACUAUGAUGUUUCCAAGACAAUGGAGCCAGAAAUUCGCCAGGCAGCCAAGUGCCACCGCUUCUACCUUCCAGAACAUCCCACCCAGUCAUCAACAACAAACAGUCGCAUGAUUGAGUCUUACUCUGCAUUGCUGAAGUCCCUUCAAGAGGUCAUACACAGAGAAGGCUUUGAUUUGUCUACCCCCAUGUCCAUGUCUCGUAAUAUCUUGCGUGUUGGGCUUCACUCUCUUGGGUCAGCUUUGUGGAAUGAUGACCUGAGUUGCCACGACGACCCCAUGCAUAACCACGCCUUGACUACCUUUCUUUAUGGACUGCGUGCCUUACUGAGGUCAUCACUGUCAGUUGCAGUAGUUACUGUUCCUUCUCAUCUUAUUCAGGACCGGGCUCUAAUGGGCAACAUUACCAGGCUAUGUGACAAUGCCAUAGCCUUAGAAUCAUUCAAAGGCUCUGAGAGAGAGACCAACCCUCUCUACAAAGACUACCAUGGCCUGCUACACGUACGCCAAGUACCUUACCUGAACUGUCUGGCGAGCCAACUCCCUGACCACAAGGACCUGGCUUUUAAGCUCAAGAGAAAACAGUUCAGUAUUGAGAGACUGCAUUUGCCUCCAGACUUGUCUGAGACAGUGAGUCGUGUGAGCAGGGGGGAGCUGGCAGGAGCAGCCGCGGUGGCGUCAGCCUGUGGCUCCGGCACUUCCGGCAACAAACACCUGGACUUCUAGAGCUCCCACACAGUCGCUAUAGGCAACCAACACCUGGAAUGCCACAGCGUUGUCCUCUUCACUGCGGUGACCAGGUUGUUCCCUUGCCCACAUAAUGUCAACAUCUAUAACCCUGCCAGCCAUUACCACCUGCCAACUGACACAGCCAGGGGUGAAGAUCUAAACAUCCACAGUACCUCUUCUCAUAACCGACACAUUUCUUCCUAUAUUUCACAGCUCUUCUUUUAUUUACACUUAGUCUACAUGCUUUUUGUUUUUUUCCUGACUCUGAAAGCUGAUAUUCACACAAUCCACGCUGUCAUUACGGACUCAUUUCACUUUUGUUGCUAGCAAACCUUUUUCUGUUUUUCCUGCAAGCUGCAGAAACAUAGAAACACUGUGUUGUUUUGAAAUGUAAUGUAAAAGUAAAUGGCUGGUAAGGUGAUGAUUACUUAACCUAAAUAAAAUACAAGCUGGGUGUUUUUUUCAGGUUUGGUACAUUUUGUAAGUUCUUUGUUGUUUUCUCUGCCUCUAGAGAAUAUGUUUACAAGCAAAGUGCAGCCGUUAAUUUUUUUUUUUAACCUUUCUUUACAGACAGACAGUCGAAGUAAAUAUUGAAUAAUUUAACUAAUCUCUGGGCCUCUAUCGACUCACUCCACUUUACAAAAGUCUAUAAAUACAGUUUAUUUUGCAGGUUGAUCAAAUUUUCUUAUGUAAAAGUAAAUAAUAAACAAUAAAUAUACUGAACAUGGCACACACUAUAUUGUCUGUUUUUACUUUACUGCAGUUCAACGCCAACUCUGAGGAGAAAAUAGACUGUGAGACUGGGAGGGACUGAUCUCUGGUUUGCCUGACUGGUUUCAGGUUUGGAUAGGGAUGCCUCCAUCUGACCCUGAGACUGUGCCUGUGAGUGAUGUAUACCUCCAGUAAGCAGAGCAGAGCAGGAAUGUGGGCAGAGGGUAGGAGAGCUGAAUUUGGGUGCAGGCUUCACACCUCAUCAGGCAUGUUUGCUGGAUGAGCUGCUUUGCCAUGACAAGCCCAAAAGAACAAAUUAGGUCAAACGGUGACAUGGAGAAACAGAGGAGAACAAAAAAAUCAACAUGAAAAAUUAAAUGUUUCAUUUUUAUUUUCCUCAGUCUGCUGUUGAUGCCAGUUUAAAUAUUGUUGCUCGUAAAAACUGGCAGUAUUGGUAACCAUCUGCAACACUUGUCGGGAGAGGGUAGUGUUACCUGACGGAUUCAUACAUGAGUGGAGCGCUCUUGUAUCAGGUGUAUAUUAUGAGCAAGAACGGGUUUUCGUACGCAGGUCACUUACGCAUGUGAAUGAAAGAUAAAAACGCAUUUUUUUAAAGUUAUUGUUGCUGAUGACAUAUUCAGGGUACAAAUUAAAGGUAGAUUAAAAUGGAACAGACUCAUUUUGACACGUGUUUAUGUUCCCGUUUCACUAGCAUGCAAGUUUGUUGUUUUUUUUGUUUUACAUUAUUUAGCCCAAGUUUCUAUGUCAGCAUGCUGAUUCACAUUCUGUCUACUCUGUUCAGAAGCACUUGAGCUGAUUGUUUUUUUAAUUUAUAAAAUGUUUUGAAUCAAAUUUAGAAUUUAGCAUAUGACUUAUCAUAGAGCGGAUUUGUCAGCGUCCUCCCACAAUGCAGCGGCUUAUGAUUAGCCAAGUGUUUGCCUGUUUUGUCACCUUUCUUCUGAUUGAUUCAGUUUUGUUGCUCAAAAUGCAAUGCGCCUUUAUUACUAGGUAUGUUACCAGUCUGUAAAUGAAAUCCGUAUUCCUGUCACAUAAGAUGAACAUUCGAUGCUGUAGGUAUAUUAUGCAGCUCUUCCUGAAGUAGUGUGGAGAUUGCACAUCUAUAUGUUUCUUAGCUAAAGCCAACUAUUUGAAUAUAGUUGCUUUUACUUGGGUUUUAUGGAUUGUAUUUUAUCACAUACUAUUAAAGAAGUAAAAAGUGGGGUGUUUUCUUAACCACAUUCAAUAUCUUUUUUCUGCAUCAACUAUUUCUCUGAGAAGUUUAGUGUAAAAGCAGAUUCCCCUUCAAAUGUGUUGUGUGUUGCUUUAGAGAUGAGAACCAAUUAAGCCAUACUUGUCAAAAACAUCUUACUCAAAGCUUAUACUACUCUUUAUUUGUAUUCAUAAUGAUGAGGGAGGCAUGACUUCAUGUUUGCUUCAAGCACACGCUCGCGCUGAGACGCUAAGUAGCCGGGCGUCAGCGUUUGUUCACUUGCUGUGGGAAUUCAGAUUCAGAUUUCUCCAGGUCAGAAUUAUUGUGUCUCAUUAAAAAUCAUAUCAAAAAGUAAAAAGUUCUCUGCAACUUUUACAGAAACUUCUAUUGCCUGACUUUGUUCCGCACAAGAAUUACAUUUAAACCAUUUUAUCCCGAAGCUGUGUAUUAUUUAGACUUCCACUAAUUGCAGUCUUUCUUGCAUUUUGAAUCUCUCUGUAAUUAUUAAUGUUCCUCUUCUGUCUUGCCAGAGUCAUCGAGUCUGCUCCGUCUUCCCCUCCUCGUGCUCCCGAAACAGACUUCCUCCAUUUGUGUGAUAAACUGGCUUAAAUGAACAGAGAAAUUGCUUUAGUCCAAGAAAAAAAAAAUCCUCUUAAAAAUCUGAUUAACCUCCAAUCCUGCAAACUUCUAACUGAACUAUUUAAUAUCGAGUGAGACAUCUACAUGAAGUUGAUCAAUUUAGCAGGAUGUUCGGAGCUGGUACAUGCUGAGUGAAUCUUACCUGACCUCACUCUCUCAUGGAUAACUUUUCCUUUUAGAUGGUUACUCUCGCUCUCUCUCUCUCCCCCUCCAUACCCCUUUAAAUCCAUACACAUACACACACAACCCCCCCACCCCCUGCUGAGGCAGCAAGUGAAGCAAAAUAACUCACUCUGCCACACAAUCGCUCCUCCACCUCGCUCUAGGCACUGACUGCUUUAUUUCAUGACUUUUUUCCCCCCUUUCUCUUCUCUGCUCCCUCCUUUUCCUCAUUGGUCCCAUCAUCGGUCCUGUAUUUUUUUUUCUUUUUCCAUACCAUCGUAACUCUACUAAAACAAGAGCAAGGGACGUUGAAUUGCUUGACCUUUCUCAUUGUGUGGUCUGUGUCGACUUGGUUCGGCCCCACACAUCAGGAAUGUGUUUUUUUUAUUUUGGACGCCUUUGUUGGGAAGGAAUCGAACGUGUUACGUUCACCACAAGCUGUCGCACUGGCACCGGCCCGUGUUAGAGUUGUUCACUUUUGCAGCAACGAUGCAAAAAAAAAACAAAACAGAGUUUCUCCUUGCUCAGUAAAAGCUGACACAGCAUUAACCAGGCAAAAAGGCUUUCUUUAAGACACAAUUUUACUGUACAAAAUGUUUUUUAUAGUUUUCACAAAAUACAUUUAGAAAGCUCCAUUUUAAAUAAAAUUAAAUUGAAAUAUUUAAGAGACAGCGUGUAGACGUUUUAUCUCAGAAGCAAUGCUCAGACGUAAACCCAGUAUGUGUCCAUGUUCUACGUACACACUGAAAUAAAAAUGCAAAACUCAAAAGAGCAUGACAGAUGAUGCUAGAAAAACCCUCCCAUGGUCUUCAAUUAUAAAUAAGGACUGCGGGUUUCGACUGCAGUCUUACGAACUCGAAGCCAAUAUAGUUGAACAGAACGUGUUUACAAAAUUUUGCAACACAAGACUAAUAUCUUUUUUUAAAAAAACAUUGUGUACUAGAUGAAAUACAAAGGCUUUGGUCUGUUUUACAAUCAACAAUGAUUAAAUCUGAUAUGUACUUGUAAACAACUGCCAAACACUUAAGUUUAAAACUCUGUCAAGCAAUGUUUAAUCAUAAUUAUAGGAAUUAAAUAUUUCUAGUUGCACAUUUUUUUUUUUGACCAUAGGACACUAUAAUACAACUAUACCUAAGAGACAAAUUGUACCUGACCCUAAAGAAAAUGUAUUUUAUGAUGCAUGGAACAUUUAUAGAAUAUUCUGGGGGGAGGAGGGGGAUAAAUGAAAUCAACUUUUAUUGGUGAAAUCUUUCUGGAAGAUUUCUAGGGAAGACAAGUACUUUACAUUUUGACAUAAACAAACUGGAUUAUAUCGAAGAUGCAGUCUACCAUUUACAGACUACAGGGUUUUUUUGCACCUGUGUUUUCCACAUUUAACGUUCUUCGUGGUAAUCAAGUGUCAAUCCAACCACCAAAGCAAAAGGGUCCGAGUUGGGUUGCGUGUCGCACCUUCUUUGCACACUUGAAGCUGUUCAUAGUGAUCCGUGUCUAAUAAGCCAGCAAAUGCAGGCUCACGUCAGAGGAGCCAAGACCACAGCCUCAGUGGGUGGAUCGAGUUUGAGUUUCCUCUGCUAAAAUAUCCAUUCGCAAGAAAUAAGACCAAUAAAUAGUUGUUGCUUCUUUUGUGUUUUUUUUCUUUGACACAGUAAGAGUCUUCCCUCCAGCUUUUCGUCUUUAAUGAUAUGCAACAGCGUCCAGAGACCAUGCAAAGGCUGGUAGAAAGUCUUGAUAUAAGCAGAUUAAAAGAUAGUCAUGGCAGAAUCUCUCAGGUUCUCCUCUCUCAAACAAACGCAAGACCAACAUGGUUUUCUAGCAGUCCAUCUAUCAGUACUUGAUCUUGGUUUUUCAUAUUAACAUACAAAUGGCCAUUUACAAACACACCAGAGAACAAAAGGAAACAAUGACUGAAGUUGGAAAUAGAAAAAAAAACAGAUAAGAAGUUUUUGUUCCAUAUAAAUUUAA
Haplochromis burtoni (Burton's mouthbrooder) is the source of this 5935-nucleotide messenger RNA. RefSeq names its product elongator acetyltransferase complex subunit 4 (gene elp4). The transcript has 10 exons. Gene Ontology annotation, biological process: tRNA wobble uridine modification. Lineage: Eukaryota; Metazoa; Chordata; Actinopteri; Cichliformes; Cichlidae. Gene Ontology annotation, cellular component: cytoplasm; elongator holoenzyme complex; transcription elongation factor complex. Bases 22 to 1248 code for a protein of 408 amino acids. The record is from RefSeq and is a predicted model, not a curated record.